AUCGAUUUUAUUAAGCUUUUGUUAUUUUUCUAUGUAUUCAUCGGAAUUAAUUUAUGCAUCGAUGUUCUCUUCAGAUAGUCGAACUGCUGGACGCUUUUCCAGCGGGCUUGGAUUUCGUCAUGGUUUUCGAGUACAUGCCCUCGGGACUGUGGGAGCUAUUGAAGGAUUACGACAAGGCUCUGACGGACUCGCAGAUCAAAACUUACACGAGGAUGCUUCUGGAAGGCGUCGCUUACAUGCACGCGAAUAACAUUAUGCACAGAGAUUUGAAACCGGCUAAUCUGCUGAUACGAGAAGACGGAGUUUUGACCAUAGCCGAUUUCGGCCUGGGCAGAUUGAUGUGGGAGGACAUAAGUCGGCCGUAUUCGCAUCAAGUAGCCACCAGAUGGUACAGGGCACCAGAGCUGCUCUACGGAGCUAGAUUUUACACGGCGGCUAUCGACAUGUGGGCAGUCGGCUGUAUCUUCGGCGAAAUGCUGAACAACUCGCCGCUUUUUCCAGGCGAGAGCGACAUCGAGCAAUUGGCGAUAGUUCUGGGACACCUAGGGUCACCCACUGCAGAGUCCUGGCCGGAAUUGAGCUCUUUGCCCGACUACAAUAAAAUAACUUUUCCUUACCACAAGGGCGUCUUGUGGGAGCGCAUAGUGCCCGACGCACAACAGGAGGCUGUAGACCUCUUGCGGAAUAUUCUGAUAUACGACUCGUCGAAACGACUGACCGCAGAGGAGGCGCUUCGACACGUGUACUUCAAUACCAAGCCGUAUCCUUGCACGAAAGCCGAGCUGGUGAAACCGCCGACCGAUCAUCGGACUCGUCUCAAGCCGAAAGAGGUCGAGACCAACGUUAAAGCAUCGACUUUAUUCAGAAACAUGCUCAGCAUCAUAUGAAUAAAUUGUUUCCAUUUUGAACAAA
Molecule: messenger RNA, 912 nt
Organism: Nasonia vitripennis (jewel wasp)
Lineage: Eukaryota; Metazoa; Arthropoda; Insecta; Hymenoptera; Pteromalidae
Product: cyclin-dependent kinase 20
Exons: 4
Coding region: 54-887 (277 amino acids)
Biological process (GO): protein phosphorylation
Cellular component (GO): nucleus
Molecular function (GO): ATP binding; cyclin-dependent protein serine/threonine kinase activity
Source: RefSeq, a predicted model, not a curated record